AUGAGUCUUAACUGCCGUCGUCUCUCCGGCGAGUUUCUGACAAGUGGUAUCAAAGCUCCCAAGUUGCGGGCCGGGACUCGAUCGCGGCAAGGUACAGCCGUUGGAAUCAAGAACGCGCAAUCGAGACGCGCUAUGGUAGGAGGAAAGGACGGCGUGGUUCAGAGGGUGAUUCAUGAGGUGAGCGCCGGGGCCGGGUUCCCAAUGCUCACCAAGACCAACUACUCCGACUGGGCGCUGCUCAUGAAGGUCAAGCUCAGAGCCCGGUUGCUCUGGACCGCCAUUGAGAAAGGGGGCGUCGAACCCCAUGAAGACAUGUAGGCGCUCGACGCGCUCUGCAGCGCCGUGCCGGCCGAAAUGUGGCCGGUGAUCGUGGACAAGGAGACGGCCAAGGAGGCCUGGGAGGCUAUCGCCACCAUACGGAUCGGCGAUGACCGCGUAAAGAAGACGUCGGCUUAGAACUUGUGGCGGCAGUUCGACUCGGCGACGUUCAAGGAGGGAGAGUCUGUUGAGGACUACGCGCUGCGUCUCAACAGCAUGGCGUUGACUCUCACCACCCUCGGCGACAAGGUCGAAGAGACGCAGGUAGUGGAGAAGAUUAUUCGCAGUGUUCCCCAGCGUUUCAAGCAGAUCGUGGUCGCGAUCACGAUGCUGCUCGACGUGUCGACGCUCACCGUCGCGGAUUUGACGGGUCGACUCAAGACGGCGGAGGAUGCCUUCGAGAAACCGCCGUCGGCUAUGCACCACGACGGCAAGCUGUACCUGACCGAGGAAGAGUGGGACGCACAGCGGAGGAAACGUGAUGCUGAGAAAACUGGUGGUGGAGGUAGCAGCAGCGUGACGCACCGUGGCGGACAUGGGCGCGGGCGCGGGCGCGGCCGUGGCAGCGACAAGGGCUCGUCAUCAAGCGGCCUGACGGGCAACUCAGGCCGGCCUAGUGGUGAUGAGUGCAGUAGAUGCGGGAAGCUGGGCCACUGGGCCCGCGAGCGCCGAUCCAAGCCCAAGAAAGAGCAGGCCCACAUCAUCCAGGAUGAGGAGGAGGCCUCCCUCCUUCUCGUGAAGUCAACGACAGCCAUAUCGACGGUGCCGCCACCAACCUCCACUCCACCACGUUCUGCUAUGACUCCGCAGGCAGAGGAUCGGCUCCGGCAUGCAAGCCCACCGCCGCCCGGAGCAAAAGGGGUCCCCGUCAAUGGAGGGGCCGCCAAAGAAGAGAAGAAGCCAAGCGCCCAGACCCAGAUCCAUCUGCGGGAAGAGAAGGUGUUCGCCCACCUUGAAGAGGAGGAGCUGCGUGAUGAGGAGGCGUGGGUCGUGGACACGGGCGCCACGAACCACAUGUCGGGUUCCCCUAGGGCUUUCACCGAGCUGGACACGGCAGUGCUUGGGACGGUACGGUUUGGCGACGACUCGGUGGCGCGGAUCGAAGGCCGGGGGGCAAUCGUGUUCCUGUGCAAGAACGGCGAGCACCGGUCCUUCGCGGGGGUGUAUUACAUUCCCUGA
Molecule: messenger RNA, 1497 nt
Organism: Spirodela intermedia
Lineage: Eukaryota; Viridiplantae; Streptophyta; Magnoliopsida; Alismatales; Araceae
Source: the annotation of a GenBank genome assembly